Molecule: messenger RNA, 266 nt
Organism: Terrapene triunguis (Three-toed box turtle)
Lineage: Eukaryota; Metazoa; Chordata; Testudines; Emydidae
Product: neuropathy target esterase-like
Exons: 2
Cellular component (GO): endoplasmic reticulum
Molecular function (GO): phosphatidylcholine lysophospholipase A1 activity
Source: RefSeq, a predicted model, not a curated record
CCGACAUGGCGGAGAUCCAGUCGCGCUUGGCCUAUGUGUCGUGUGUGCGCCAGCUGGAGGUAGUAAAGUCAAGCUCCUACUGCGAAUACAUUCGCCCGCCCAUCGACCGCUUCAAAACCAUGGACUUUGGCAAGUUUGAUGAGAUCUACGACGUGGGCUACCAGCACGGCAAGGUGGUGUUCAGCGGCUGGAGCCGCGGCGACAUCAUUGAGAAGAUGGUGAAGGACCGGCGCUCGGCCGACUUCUACGAGAGCAAGCGCAUGGAU